This is a messenger RNA of Colletotrichum higginsianum IMI 349063, 1140 nucleotides long. RefSeq names its product Thymidylate kinase. Lineage: Eukaryota; Fungi; Ascomycota; Sordariomycetes; Glomerellales; Glomerellaceae. Gene Ontology annotation, molecular function: ATP binding; dTMP kinase activity. The record is from RefSeq and is a predicted model, not a curated record. The transcript has 3 exons. Gene Ontology annotation, biological process: dTTP biosynthetic process; dUDP biosynthetic process; dTDP biosynthetic process. Gene Ontology annotation, cellular component: cytoplasm; cytosol; nucleus. The coding region runs from base 1 to 1140 and encodes 379 amino acids.
AUGACAUGGAUGGUCAAAACAUGCCCUUGCUGGCGAUGGAAGCCAUCACCGUCACUCCCACGUGACCGCCGCCCGCCCGAGGAUGGCGUCCCGGGUGCCCCACACGGUCCGCUGGGGAUCACAUCCACUGGACUGACCGACCUUGACUACCUAGGUACUCACUCGGUGCACUCUUCCAGAGCCGAACCACUUUUUGACUACAGGGACAGGUGCACAUCGCCCGGCCGUCAAUAUCGCACUCCCAACACGUCAAUUCGCCGGGUAGGUCAUAGAACCGAACACUUCUGUUCGUUCACCAGUCAUCAAUUCUUCUGUUCCGGCCCAAUGGCAUCGAUCAACGACCUGGCUACGGCCGCCAUAGCGACUUCGGCCGCCGCCGGCAGCGGACCGGCCGGGGAGGACCAGCCCCCCGUCGCCACGCCGCCCGCCGGCGUCAUCCGCGGCGCCUUCGUCGUACUCGAAGGUCUAGACCGGAGCGGCAAGACGACGCAGGUGAAGUUGCUCGAGCAGCGGUUCGUCGAGCUGGGGAAGAAGGUCAAGGUCAUGCGCUUUCCGGACAGAACAACGCCCAUUGGCCAAAUGAUUGACGCCUACCUCAAGAGCUCGGUCGAGAUGGAAGACCACGUCAUCCACCUGCUCUUCAGCGCCAACAGAUGGGAAGCAGUCAAAAACAUCCAAGCUCUACUCGCCUCCGGCACGACGGUCAUCUGCGACAGGUACUACCACUCGGGCAUCGUCUACUCGGCGGCCAAGCAGAACCCGCGCCUGACCCUGCACUGGGCGCGCCAGCCCGAGCUCGGCCUGCCGCGGCCCGACCUCGUGCUCUUCCUCGACCUCGAGGAGGCCGUCGCCCGCGAGCGCGGCGGCUGGGGCGGCGAGGUGUACGAAAAGGCCGAGUUCCAGCGCCGCGUGCGCGAGCUGUUCUGGGGCCUGAGCCUGGGCCGCGUCGGUCCGGACGGCGGGCUGGGCGACGAGGGGCGCGUCGACCGCGAGUUCCGGCAGGAGGAGGAGGAUUUGGUCGUCGUCGACGCGGGCGCGAGCGUCGAGGAGGUCGCCGAGGAGAUCUGGAGAAAGGUCGGGCCGAGGGUCGAGGGCGUCGAGAAGGGCGAGGUCGGCAGUGCUGUGAGGGUUGUGUCGUGA